Erinaceus europaeus (western European hedgehog) is the source of this 3558-nucleotide messenger RNA. It is a transcript of the gene RP2, whose product is annotated as RP2 activator of ARL3 GTPase. Bases 244 to 1296 code for a protein of 350 amino acids. The record is from RefSeq and is a predicted model, not a curated record. NCBI's taxonomy places the organism in Eukaryota, Metazoa, Chordata, Mammalia, Eulipotyphla, Erinaceidae. Gene Ontology annotation, cellular component: periciliary membrane compartment; cilium. Gene Ontology annotation, biological process: post-Golgi vesicle-mediated transport. Gene Ontology annotation, molecular function: GTPase activator activity. The transcript has 5 exons.
GUUAUAGGCUGCCUAGGGUCGUCAGGGCGACUGAGAAAAAAAAAAAAAAAAAAAGAAAGAAGAAGAAGGUGCUGGGCCUGGCGGGAGAAGCCGAGCUGGGGACUGUAGGGCGAGUCCGCGGGGCGGCGUCCGGAGCGCCGAAGGCCCUGGGUGCUGGGAGUUCACCGCACUCCUACAGGAGGUGUCUGAACGAACGGGCCGGCCAAGAGUAGUGGCCAGAGACACCCGCGCGGGGCCGGGACCAUGGGUUGCUUCUUCUCCAAGAGGCGGAAGACGGGGAAGGACUCGAAGCCUGAAGGCGAGGAGGAAAAGCCAAAGCAGUACAGCUGGGAUCAGCGCGAGAAGGUUGAUCCAAAAGACUACAUGUUCAGUGGACUGAAAGAUGAAACAGUAGGUCGCUUACCUGGGAAAGUGGCAGGACAGCAGUUCCUCAUCCAAGACUGUGAAAACUGUAACAUCUAUAUUUUUGAUCACUCUGCUACAAUUACAAUUGAUGACUGUACUAACUGUGUCAUUUUUCUGGGACCUGUGAAAGGCAGUGUGUUUUUCCGGAAUUGCAGAGACUGCAAGUGUACAUUAGCCUGCCAACAGUUUCGUGUGCGGGACUGUAGAAAAAUGGAAGUCUUUUUGUGUUGUGCCACUCAACCCAUUAUCGAGUCUUCCACUAAUAUCAAAUUUGCCUGUUUUCAGUGGUACUACCCUGAGUUAGCUUUCCAGUUCAAAGAUGCAGGGUUAAGUAUCUUCAAUAAUACCUGGAGUAACAUUCAUGACUUUACACCCGUGUCAGGAGAACUCAACUGGAGCCUUCUUCCAGAAGAUUCUGUGGUUCAAGAUCACAUUCCUCUGCCCACUACUGACGAGCUCAAAGCGGUCCGCAUUUCCACGGAAGCCAGUAGAAGUAUUGUUCCAGUAUCCCGGGGUCAGAGACAGAAGAACAGUGAUGAAUCAUGCUUAGCAGUACUGUUUGCUGGUGAUUAUACUAUAGCCAAUGCCAGGAAACUAAUUGAUGAGAUGGUUGGCAAAGGCUUUUUCCUAGUUCAGACAAAAGAAGUGUCAAUGAGAGCUGAGGACGCACAACGAGUUUUUCGAGAUAAAGCACCUGACUUCCUUUCUCUUCUGAACAAAGGUUCUGUUAUUGCCUUGGAGUUUAAUGGAGAUGGUGCUGUAGAAGUAUGUCAACAUAUUGUCAAUGAGACAUUCAACGGAACCAAGAUGUUUGUAUCUGAAAGCAAGGAGACAGCAUCUGGAGAUGUAGACAGCUUCUACAACUUUGCUGACAUACAGAUGGGAAUAUGAAGUGCAAGGCCGAGGCAAAGACUUGGUAUUAAGCCCUGUUCAACUGGUGCAUUCAGAAUGUUUUUUACUAGGGCUAAAAUUGUUGAAGUCUAUCUUUAAUAAAUCAUUGAAUACCAUCUCAUUUACUUGAGGUUUAAAGCCAGCUCAUUUUAAAUCUAGUCAUUUUAAUCAGCUAAAAAAUGAACCCACAUCAAUAAGCUUGUAGUUUUGUUUCUCUGCAUACUAUAGAAAUAGAAGUGGCUAACAGAUCAUGAUUUUAAGCCUAAUUUUCCUUUAAGUCUGUAAACUUUCCUUAGUGCACAUGACAAUUGUUUGAGAAUGUAUCCCAUUGCUUCUUUCCUGCUUUUGUUUUAAUUUAGAGGUAGUUGUUAUCAGUUGGUUAAUUAGGAUGAACGUACACACAUUUUUUCAUGUAUACAGUUGCAGUUAAAUUAUAUGGCAAAUGAGAUUUUGUACACGAGUUGACAUAACACCUUACAAAUUGAACUCUUAAAUUUAGGUAUUUGAUCACCAGUUUUGCAAAGAACUCUACUAUGCUACCAUAGCUCUUUAAAGACUAUUUUGAGUAGGAUGACUGUGUAAGUAAUGUCCACGUUUAGUUCUUGAAAACAACUGCUAGGUGACUCUUACGAUUCCUAGUAAGAAAAGGUGUAUGCAACACUAAGCCUAUAGAAGCCCAAUCACUGGCAGUUUCCAGAAUGUUGAUGAUGAUUUUAUCAGCUCUUGUGAGCAUGGCAGAAGAAGACUAAAACCAUGUGACAUUUAGGUACAAAAAAAAUACUUAGCCAUGAUAAGCUAUCACUAAAGAGUUAGAUAAAUUUGAUUUUCAUUAGAUGUGCUACUCUUAUCCAUGAAAUUAAGUUGUUGCUUUAAAGCAUCAUUUUCCAAAACAGCCUGGCCAUAAUAAUAGACCAGGAGGCAGGGGAGAGCUACUUACUAAAUGCACAUUCUUGACCCGAGACUCUAGACACACCAAUUCAGUCUUGAGGGGGAUCUAUUUUAAGGGGUUAUUAUAAUCUGAACAAUUAGUUCAGAAGAUGUUGAUAGAUUGCUCUUGUUAGGAGGGACUGAACCUGCAUGGACGUCACAUGUAGAAGCUAAUAAGAAAUUAGGUUUCAUAGAUCUAUUUUUAAAAGGAACGUUAAAUUUAAUUCUAUUUUGGUACAAAGAAUGAAAACUGCCCCCCCUGUAAAAUUUGUCUCUUAACGAUUGUUACUAAAAUUGUAUUUUCAUGUUGAAACUGUUGCAGAUAGUUUUUGACUGACUGAUUGAUUGAUAACUACUACAAUGAAUUGUGUGUUGAUUUGCAGUAAUAACACGAGUUUCCACUUUAAAUUAGUGAGUGCUAUUGACCACAGAAUCUGUAUCUGACCAUGUGCUGACCAUUAACGUUGUGUUGUUUCAACUCUUUGAUAAGAACAUUCUGAACUACACCAUUGCCUUUAAGUUAAAAGUAUUUCAUAAGAUGCAAAUAAAAACCUGGCGACAGCUUUAAUAUAUUGGGUUUCUUAGAAAAGUCAUGGCGUAUUUUUCCAUGUAAAAAUGUGUCAUGAUUUUUCUAACAACCCAAUAAUUUGGAUCAUAAUUUACAAAUGAGAUUUCUAAAUAGUCAUCAGAAGACAUCAGGUUUUUUUUUUCCUUAGCUAAGUUAAACUAAAUAUAUUCUCUCUAGUCACAAUUACAUUAUUAACCUCAUUAUUCACAUUUUAAACUAUUAUCCUUUUUGUUUUAAUAAAUGUAGUAUAAUAUUAUAUAAAACUAAAAACUGAGUUUCUUAUUUUAUCUAUGUAUUUUAGAUAAAACUCAGGAAUCUAACAUUUGAGGGAGACACUCAUUUUAAAAUUUUCACUAAAUUUAGUGUGUAUUAACCAAAGCCUAAAAUUUUAUAUGCUUCAGUUAGAUAAUAGCUUUUACCCAAGUUAAUUUGUCUUUAAAGACUGUCAUUUGACUUCUGAAUGUUUGAAAACAGUUUUUAAAUAAGUAGAGGUACGGUUAUUGUUUCUAUAGUUCUAAACUUUGAUAGUAAUUAUAGUACAUGAUAGUUCAUUUCUGAAUAGCUUUCGCAUUCAUUAAAAUUAUUAUCAUAGAGUUAAUAAUUUUAUUAAGUUAUACAUGUUAGCUUGUUUCAUUGUAACAUUAGCUUGUUUCUCUUUUGUUAAUAGCACUGCUAUUUUGCUGCUGUAUAUUUGUCUAGCUUUUAUAUGUAAUUUAGUGUUUAUGAAAUGUGAUUUUAUUUGUAAUAAAUGUUGUUAAAAUGAAAAU